Tupaia belangeri chinensis (Chinese tree shrew) is the source of this 950-nucleotide messenger RNA. It is a transcript of the gene PRR7, whose product is annotated as proline rich 7, synaptic. The transcript is spliced from 2 exons. The record is from RefSeq and is a predicted model, not a curated record. NCBI's taxonomy places the organism in Eukaryota, Metazoa, Chordata, Mammalia, Scandentia, Tupaiidae. Bases 44 to 784 code for a protein of 246 amino acids.
GUGUCCAUUAAAUCAUCGACGACACGCCGCCCGCGCCGCCGCCAUGGUGAUGUCUCAGGGCACCUACACGUUCCUCACGUGCUUCGCCGGCUUCUGGCUCAUCUGGGGUCUCAUCGUCCUCCUCUGCUGCUUCUGCAGCUUCCUGCGCCGGCGCCUCAAACGGCGCCAGGAGGAGCGACUGCGCGAGCAGAACCUACGCGCCCUAGAGCUGGAACCUCUAGAGCUCGAGGGCAGCCUAGCCGGGAGUCCCCCAGGCCUGGCGCCGCCGCCGCCGCCCGACCGCGGCAGAAGGGAGAGGGCUGGGGUUGGCGGCUGGCCAAAGCCUCUGCGGGAGGCUGGGGACCGACUCGUGGCCUCACUUCCUCCGACCGCUUCCCAUUCUGCAGCGGAAUCGGACAUGUCUAAACCACCAUGUUACGAAGAAGCGGUGCUGAUGGCCGAGCCGCCGCCGCCCUACAGCGAGGUGCUCACGGACACGCGCGGCCUGUACCGCAAGAUCGUCACACCCUUCCUGAGCCGCCGCGAUAGCGCGGAGAAACAAGAGCAGCCGCCGCCCAGCUACAAGCCGCUCUUUCUGGACCGGGGCUACACCUCGGCGCUGCACCUGCCCAGCGCCCCACGACCGGCGCCGCCCUGCCCUGCCCUCUGUCUGCAGGCCGACCGCAGCCGCCGGGUCUUCCCCAGCUGGACCGACUCGGAGCUCAGCAGCCGCGAGCCCCUGGAGCACGGAGCUUGGCGUCUGCCGGUCUCCAUCCCCUUGUUCGGGAGGACUACAGCCGUAUAGAGGGGCGCCCUGCGUCCUGGGCCCCACCUGCAGACUCUAGCCUGACUGACUGCGGGGCUUUUUAAAUGCUUCCCUUGGACUGCGGGGAAGGGCGGGAGGUGGGAGGGAUUUCUUACCCCGUUUGUUACAUUUUGAGGAUAAUAAAGGUGUGUGACCUGGUUUGGUA